AUGAGUGGGCCUCCAUUUAUAAGCGAUAUGGUUUUAAAUUUAGUUAAUAAAACAAUGGCAAGAUAUGAGGGUAGAUUAGGAAAAAGCUAUACCCUUGAAGAGAUAUCAAAGCAUAAUACACCAGAUGAUUUUUGGGUUAUUGUCAGGGGAAAAGUGUAUGACUUGGGUGAUUACCUAAUGAUGCAUCCAGGUGGUCCAAAGUUAUUGUUUAAACACGGUGGUAAAGAUGCUACAGAAGAUUUUGAGGGUAUGUUUCAUUCAAGAAAUGCAAAAGCAAUUUUAGAAAAAUUUUGGAUAGGAAAAGUUAACAUGCCCACCGCCUCAUCCUCUUCAUCAUUUUUGUCACCAAAUAAUUUAAAUUUUAAAUCACCAAAUAAUUUAAGCUUUAAAUCACCCUCACCAAAAGCAGCCACUACUUUAUCCACAACCACUUUAAAUACUACUUCUUCAAAUACCUCCACCACAAAUGCGCCACCAUCACAUUCAAAAGUCGAAAAAUCAAUAAUUUUAUCAAAAGUAAAAAUUCAUAAAAAAUCAAAACACACAGAAAACACAUAUCACUACCAAAUUGAAUUACCAGAAGAACAUUUAAAUUUAAAUUGGAUAUCGCCAUUAUCACAUGUCUCUUUAUCAAAACAUCAUGAUAGUCAAGACAGUCUAGAUUUUAAAAGCUAUACACCAAUCAAACAAACUGACGAUAAAAAAUACUUGGAAUUUUUAAUUAAAGGCUAUGACAAUGGUAAUGUUUCGAAGCAUAUUCAUCAAUUAAGCGAAGGUGAUUAUCUUUCAUUAAAGGGUCCAAUAGAAACAAAUGAAAGCUUCAAUUUUGGGAAUCAAAAAGAUUAUUUAUUAAUGGUUGCUGGUGGUACUGGUAUUACACCUAUGAUCCAGAUUUUAUAUGAAACUUUUUAUGGUAAAAAUAAACCAAAUGAGAAAUUAAAAUUUAUUUUAAUUUAUUCUUCAAAUAGUCAAGACGAAAUUAUAUAUAAGAAAGAAUUGGAUCAAAUGAAAGAAGAGUUUAACGACAGAUUAUUUAUUCACUAUAUAAUUACACAACCAAAGAGCGAUAGUGGGUUUGAUGAAAAAACAAUGAAAAAAGGAAGAAUUAAUCAAGAUUUAAUAUUAACAUGUUUAGAACCAAUAAUUAUUAAAAUUAUACCAAAAAUGAUUACUGAUGCAAUGGACGUUUUAGUUUGUGGUCCUGUUCAAUUUAAUAAUUUCCAGAGCGAUGAGCUAUUAAGAAUAGGUUUUAAAUCGAAUCAAAUUCAUUUAUUGCAAUAA
Molecule: messenger RNA, 1281 nt
Organism: Dictyostelium purpureum
Lineage: Eukaryota; Evosea; Eumycetozoa; Dictyosteliales; Dictyosteliaceae
Exons: 2
Coding region: 1-1281 (426 amino acids)
Molecular function (GO): oxidoreductase activity; heme binding
Source: RefSeq, a predicted model, not a curated record